This is a messenger RNA of Colletotrichum gloeosporioides, 1974 nucleotides long. RefSeq lists its product as uncharacterized. Gene Ontology annotation, molecular function: zinc ion binding; DNA-binding transcription factor activity, RNA polymerase II-specific; DNA binding. The coding region runs from base 1 to 1974 and encodes 657 amino acids. Lineage: Eukaryota; Fungi; Ascomycota; Sordariomycetes; Glomerellales; Glomerellaceae. Gene Ontology annotation, biological process: regulation of DNA-templated transcription; DNA-templated transcription. The record is from RefSeq and is a predicted model, not a curated record. The transcript is spliced from 5 exons.
AUGUCGCCGAAACGAGCCUGCGACAUUUGUUAUCGACGAAAGAUUCAGUGCUUGAUACCUGAAGCAGGGGUUCCUUGCGAUUGGUGCCGACACCACGACUCUGAAUGUACUUUCAACAGAGAAGCUCCGCGUAAAUCCAAGCAGAACAGGCUAAAAUUGACGGACGUCCAUGACUUGUACCAGCGCAUUCAGCACCUGGAAUCGGCAUUGGCGCAGGCAACUGCGCAGCCGCUGGGGCGUGAUGAUGCGCUGAACUUCGUCACCCCCACAAGCUGCUCCGUAGAAACGCCGGCUUCUUUAGCGACCCCAGCAGCAGCUGAACUCACCCCCGUGUCUCGUUCAGCUCGAGAACCAGAUUUUCCAGGCUUGCGACAAUCUCCAAGUUCUGUGACCUCUCUCCCAACUUCCGACUUUCCCUGCUUUGCCUCUCAUAUCGGCCCGAACUGGUUUUUUAGAGGCAUACAUGCUUUCUCUGAACAGGGUCGCCAAUGGAUUUCUUCCAGAACGGGCCAGACCGUCGACUUGAGGAAGCUGCGACUGUUCACAUCCAAUUAUGCGCCAUCAACGAGUUUCUCUUCCGCGUUUCCUGGAGUAUCAAGCUUGCCUGAAAAACAAGUUCUGCGUGAGCUUGCGUCAUCAUUCUUAAUGUCCCCGCUGUGGCUCUCAUUUCCAGUAAUUGAUCGUUUCUCUUUCGACGAGACACUUGACAUCACAUACGGCAUAUCGGCUGAUAGACCUAACUCACCUACCGAGCUCGCGGCUCUGGCGUCUGUUUUGAGCAUCUUGAGUCUAAUGGGCCACUGCAAAGAUUUGGGCAAUGGCUACUCUGGUAUUGAUGCGAAUGAUUGUGCUAACAAAGCUCGUCAGUUUUUGAUGAGUCUCACCGGGCAUUACAGCGUAACAAUACUUGAAUGUUUACUAGCUUUAUAUACCCAUUCGACGCUAGAUGGCCACUGGCAAGAAGCUGGCUUCUAUCUUCCUCUCGCCUGCAGCAUGGUGUCUGCCUUAGGGGGACACACCUCUGCCUCGCACAACACACCAGACGGUAGAACCACUCUUUCUGCAAAGAAAAGACUGCAUCUUCGGAAUCUCUUCUGGAUAUGCUAUGUCGCAGACAAAGACAUGGCGCUGCGCACGGGAAGACCGCCUCUCUUGUCAGCUGUUUUCUGUGAUGUGUCCAUUCCAAAAGACUAUGACCAAAACCACGCCUACCUUCGAUCCUUCGAUGAACCAGUAGACCGCCCUAUUUCGGUUGGCGACGGGCCAGUUCCGUAUUUCUCGGGCGAUCUCGUCCUUAGUCAAAUUAAAGAGAAGGUUUACAGGCUUCUGUACUCUCCGGCUGUCAGCGAAGCUAAAGACACGACCUUGCUUCUUCACAUCCGGGAAUUGGAUGAAGAGAUUGAACGCUGGAGACUGUCGAUACCGUUAGACUUUCGACCGGCAUUGUCAGCCUCUCCGCAAACACUUCUCGCAAUAUCCCAAACAAACCCUCGGCAAUACACCAGGUGUUUCGCCUUGCAAUUGGAGUAUCUACAUCUGAUGACCUUUGUACAUACCACUGUAAGGAAGUACGACGCCGACGACAGCCAGAGUGAUGGUCCACUUGACCUACAUAGCGUGAUUCACUCGAGCUACGAUCUGUCUCUUGAGGCUGGUCGAUCUAUCCUUCGAUGUUUGAGUCUAUUUCUCUCAAAUAUGCCAACAUGGAGUCUUUGGUCGUGUAUAUACCAUGCCACGAAUGCUGCUAUAUCACUUUUCUUGGAUAUGGUCAUACAUCCAUACAGCCCAAAUGGCUCCUUUGACCUUGAGCUCCUCAUCUCGGCCGCUAACACCAUCACAUCCCUUGCAAGUAGAGCAAGGAGCCCGAUAGAAGCUGACCGAGUUCAAGAAACGGGCGACUUCUUCAUGUGGCUCAUGUGGUUGGGAUCAUGCGCAAUAGCAAGGGCAAAGGAAGCACCUCUUGAUCUAGGAUGA